Messenger RNA from Pogonomyrmex barbatus (red harvester ant), 1216 nucleotides. RefSeq lists its product as uncharacterized. The record is from RefSeq and is a predicted model, not a curated record. Lineage: Eukaryota; Metazoa; Arthropoda; Insecta; Hymenoptera; Formicidae.
UUUUACCCUCUAUCUCUAUGUGUGUCUCUAACGUUUCGCGCGUUUUAGAAGAAUGAAAUUCUCUACGAGUGGAAACGUCUGUAAGUCUCAUGGAAGUAAUUUUUGUUAUCAGAAACCUUGAUCUAAUCGCACUUCGCACAAUUAUGACGCUGCAAUGGGAGACUAACCUAAAGAGGACGUUCUUGAUGUAAGGUAGUUCUGUCCAAGUAUUACUGUCUCAGAUUGCCCACAAAAUCUCAUUAAACGAUGAGCGAUGCGUAUCAAGGGCCUGCUAUUGUUGCUUAUCUGCAUAGCAGGAAGCAGCAUCAUUUUCAUCGCUUUCAGCAACCAACGACCUUCCAUUCAGACUCUAGUAACGGAGACUCACAAACAAUUGCGGAGCUUCCAGGAAAAUUUAAAAGAUGUUGAGGAGAAACGUCUAGUGACAGACUCCAAAUACCUUGCAUUGCUUGGUCUGGAUGGACAGACAACUACCACGCCGAUUAGUCCCAAACCUCAUAAUGUAACGGUUGUGUCGCUCGUAAGGCCUGGAAACGAGCAAUAUAUUCAUGGCUUUGUUAGAAACGUCAGCCAUUUUUUGCCAAAUAAUAGUAUUGUGAUUUAUAGUGUCGGUUUAAAUGAAGAUUCCUUACAAAGUAUUAGACUCACCUGUAACUCUACAAGAUGUAAUGUGACUCACUUUGAUCUAAAUCCAUUUCCUGCUCACGUCGAAGACGAUACGCUGCAUGUUUAUAGACCUUUAGUUAUUCAAACAGCUUUAAAUACGCUAGGUAGCAUAAUCUAUAUGGACUCUAAUGUACGUCUGAACUCUUCAGACAUUGCAAAAUAUCUUUGUCCAAAGUCUGGAAUCUUAACUUGGCCUACAAGGCACACAGGGGAGUUCAAUAAAAAACCACAGUAUCGAUACUCUGGUUGUCAUGCAUAUGACACCUCUGCAUUAAAUAUAAUUCUCGGAUUACAUUUUAAUUUUGAUGAUACUUAUUAUGUAUACAAAGAGCGAGAGACGUAUUUUAAUAAGAUUCAACCCGAGGAAAUCACUGAGGAAUAUCUUAUGAUCACGCGGCAAAACAAUGCUACUGAGACCAACGCUAAGAAUUUCGUACAGGAGCGCUAAACCUUUUUUGAUCUCAAUUUACCUUAGAUAAUACGUCGAACAAGCACAACUUAAUUUAAGAUUGUUAAGUAUUGAACUAAAUUAUAAUAAAUAGCGGAAUAA